GUGUCUGGCGAGAAGGUGAGCAAGCUGUCACUGGUGGAUCUCGCCGGUAGCGAGCGGGCUCAGAAGACAGGAGCAAUGGGGGACCGCCUGAAGGAGGGAAGCAAUAUCAAUAAGUCUCUAACAACUCUUGGUCUGGUGAUUUCGGCCCUGGCUGACCAGUCGUCUGGGUCAGUGAAGAACAAGAACAAGUUCGUCCCCUACAGGGACUCAGUGCUCACCUGGUUGUUGAAGGACAACCUCGGAGGCAACAGUAAGACUGUCAUGGUGGCCACCAUCAGUCCAGCCGCAGACAACUACGAGGAGACGCUGUCCACCCUUCGUUACGCUGACCGUGCCAAACGCAUCAUCAACCACGCCGUGGUCAAUGAGGAUCCCAACGCUAGAAUCAUCCGGGAGCUUCGCGAGGAGGUAGAGAUGCUGAAGGCUCAGCUCAAUGAGGCUCAGAGCAUGAAAGCUCCAGAUGUGGCAGAGCGGCUGGUCGAGUCAGAGAAACUGAUGAAGGAAAUGUCCAAGACUUGGGAGGAGAAGCUGCAGGAGACGGAGAGAAUCCAUCAGGCUCGGCAGAAAACUCUGGAACAGAUGGGAGUGUCUGUGGUCACUUCGGGCAUCAAGGUGGAACAUGGGCGACCCUUCCUGGUCAACCUCAAUGCUGACCCCUCCCUCAAUGAGUUGCUGGUCUAUUAUCUGAAG
This is a messenger RNA of Candidula unifasciata, 690 nucleotides long. Lineage: Eukaryota; Metazoa; Mollusca; Gastropoda; Stylommatophora; Geomitridae. The record is from the annotation of a GenBank genome assembly.